CACACAAGCCAAUGAUGAAAAUUAAACCAUCAUUGCAAUAACUUUUCAGUUCAUAGUGUGAGGACACAAUCGUUGAUGGUAUGUGAUCCGGCAAUCAUAUCACUAUAUGAUCAUAGUUUGUUUGUUUUUUUGACAUAGCACAUUGGUAAUAAGAAGUGAAGCGACAUCAGCCCCUGUGACAAGGUAUGUUUUCCAACUGGCGAUAUAGCGUGAACGAUAGUUGUGUUAAUCACUCCACGACUCAACUAACGUCAGCACGGUUGUUACAAGUGCAAUGAAGUUUCUACACAGCUGCCUUCUUCUCUCCGUCCAUCUCCACUUUGUCCUGCCUCUUCUUACGUACUACAUGACAGAAUGGUGCUCUAUGAGUGUGCUAGAUAUGAUGGACCGUCCAAUCUCAGCAGGGAGGCUGCGUCUCACGUACGAGAAUGAACGAUACCGGAAGGACAUGGCUUGCACGAUGUCCAUCCGGACACCUGCUGACCAUCACUUGAUGGUCAGGUUUCUUGACAUGGAGAUCGAAGGGUUCAUGUCGGAGGGCUGUGAGUCUGAUUAUUUGAUCCUCUAUGAUGGUCCGGAUGACAAGAGCCCUUCUAUGGAUAAUCACAAAUAUGUUGAGCAAUAUACAAAAACUCCUAUAACAAACAAAUUAUGUGGGUCUCUCACUCCUCGUGCAACGUUUGUCACCACCGGCGAUGUCGUCACGUUUGUGUUCCACAGCGACUUAACAAUUGAAUACAGAGGAUUUGACCUCAUUUUUACUGCAUUCCAUACUGGCAAAUGUGACACGACCGAGUUCAGAUGUGACAACAAACGUUGCAUCAACACCAGCCUCCACUGUGACGACUUCAACAACUCUGGCGACUACAGCGACUGGUGCGGCCCCAGCACCAUCCUCAUGGUCCUCAUCAUCGUCAUCUGUGUCACAGUCUUCAUCCUCCUCGUCUCGUCAGUCAUCAGAUGUGCAUGUAAAGAAAAGGUUCGCAAGUUUUCAAAGAGCGGAUCAUCGGGGGCUGAUAAUGACCUCAUCACGACCAGUACGGGCAUGCGCGUGUCUUCCUUCCGGGGUCUCUCAGGACGUAGGUCAUCAAGCAGUUCGAACUUGUCUUCAGAGCCUCUUGCACAGCAGGAACCGCUCCUGAAUGAAAGUCAAAGUAGUGUUUGACACAGACGGGCUCGUACUUAAACAGGAAGACUCUUCCGCUGCGUUGUGUGAAUGUUGUGCAGCGAG
Messenger RNA from Haliotis rubra (blacklip abalone), 1231 nucleotides. RefSeq lists its product as uncharacterized. The record is from RefSeq and is a predicted model, not a curated record. Bases 275 to 1165 code for a protein of 296 amino acids. Gene Ontology annotation, molecular function: protein binding. NCBI's taxonomy places the organism in Eukaryota, Metazoa, Mollusca, Gastropoda, Lepetellida, Haliotidae. The transcript is spliced from 5 exons.